Molecule: messenger RNA, 1333 nt
Organism: Rhodofomes roseus
Lineage: Eukaryota; Fungi; Basidiomycota; Agaricomycetes; Polyporales; Fomitopsidaceae
Exons: 4
Coding region: 272-1096 (274 amino acids)
Source: RefSeq, a predicted model, not a curated record
GCGCGACAAUGCGGCAGUGAUGACUCGGGACAAUAGCCUCAAUUAUGAAAUGGGGAUGCUGCCCAUACCUGGCGAACAAUAUAAGGAUGCGUGGGCCUGUUAAUAUCCUCACCUCUCGGUCACGUCUCUCCUCGUUCUUUCCACGUCUGGUGUCGGGACACCCUCCAUUCUUUACUGAGCUUCAGCCCGCAAGCGACUCGGAUUCACGUCUCUCUCUUUCAUACCUGCUCUCGUUCCUUCCAGUCAGACACAUCAUAUAGACUGCUCCAAGAUGCUGCCUCCUCGUGCAUAUAUCUUCUUCGGCUUGAACGCCGUCCGCGCCCUAAGCAUCGUCUCUCUUCUACUUGUCUUCGCAAGCAGCAUCUUCGUCAUGACCAAAGACGUCCAAGCAUUCCACGACUUCCAGGCCCAAUCGAACAGCACCAGUUAUCAAAACUGCGAUUAUAUCCCGAAUAGCGACGUCCCGAACCAACCAGCCGGUAUAUUCUGGGCGGUCAUCAACCGCAUCCUCAUAAUGUUGGAGGUCAUCGCCCUCAUCCUCUCGGAGGUUGGCUGGCCCUACGCCUUCUUCAACCGCUUCUUCCCAGUCCUCGGCAGCGAGUUCGGGCUCGGGCCCCUAGGCAUCUUCGAGGGCCUGAUCGGCGCCACCAUCCUCUCGCACCACGUUGACGACUUCACGCUUGUCGCAGCGUUCUUCCUCUUCGCCCUCGGCUGCGUCAACAUGCUCCUCGGCCUCAUCUUCCGCGAACGUGCGAAGGAGCGCCGCUGCAUCUUCGCGUGGCGCGAGCGCGCGAAGGACGUCCUCCCUACGAGCAAGCUGCCUGGUCCCCUCCAGGCACCGGCGGAGAAAUUCGUCGACGACGUCUUCAACGGGAACUGGAAGGGCGGUGCCACUGAGUUCGGGCGGAAGAAGGCUGGCUUCGGCUUCGGAAGGCAGGGUGAGAAGCAAGCUGGGCUGAAGGGCUUCCUCAUCUCGAAGCCCCUGGAGACGCUUCCUCGUUACGCAGUACCCCCACGACCGGGAACCCCCUCGACCACGAGCUCGCGCUCAGCGACGCCUGAGCCGCGGUUCAAGUCAAGUCCCAUUGCCAUCUAAACGCGCGCGACGAGCAUUAGACGAUACUUGACGUCUACAGAUACUACUCACCCAUCAGGAUGAUCUACACCAUGGACAACACUUUAAUCUGUCGUGCCUCUGCGAGGCCUUUGCAACGUAUCUCUGUAGCCUUAGUUAGCGGCGCUUGCCUGUACUUGUUGUAACAUACCACGGGGUUAAUGGUGGAUCAGUGUACUUACGCAUGGCGCAAUGUUAGCUCGCACUUCCCAUUGUCCG